Rana temporaria (common frog) is the source of this 3059-nucleotide messenger RNA. RefSeq names its product semaphorin 3F (gene SEMA3F). Lineage: Eukaryota; Metazoa; Chordata; Amphibia; Anura; Ranidae. The record is from RefSeq and is a predicted model, not a curated record. The transcript is spliced from 18 exons. Bases 26 to 2374 code for a protein of 782 amino acids. Gene Ontology annotation, molecular function: semaphorin receptor binding; chemorepellent activity. Gene Ontology annotation, biological process: axon guidance; negative regulation of axon extension involved in axon guidance; negative chemotaxis.
CCCCGGAUUGUCCAUUCCCCGCGCCAUGCAACCCCGGGACCUGCUAGUCUUGGCCGGCGCCCUGCUAUCCUUGUACUACGCCACUGCCAAGGAAUUCUCCCCGCCGACCCCGCGGGUGCAGCUCUCCUUCAGAGAGCUGAAAGCCUCCAAUACAGCGCACUUCCUGAACUUCCUUCUGAACACGACCGAUUAUCGGAUUCUGCUGAAAGAUGAAGAUCACGACCGGAUGUACGUGGGGAGCAAAGACUACAUCUUGUCUCUGGAUCUGCAGGACAUCAACCGAGAGCCGCUCAUAAUUCACUGGCCUGCAAAGCAGCAAAGAAUAGAGGAAUGCGUUCUGGCCGGGAAAGACAGCACUAACGAAUGUGGAAACUUCAUCCGUUUGAUACAACCCUGGAACAGGACUCACCUCUACACCUGUGGGACGGGAGCGUACAACCCCGUGUGCACGUACAUCAACCGCGGACGCAAAGCGCAGGCCUCAGAGCACAUGGCGCUUCCCGGAGGACGAGGGAGCAGAGCAGCAGAUUUCCCGCCCAGCCCAGCACCAGCAGAACACAAGGAUUAUAUCUUCUACCUGGAUCCCGAUCGUGUGGAGUCAGGCAAAGGCAAAUGUGCUUACGACCCCAAACUGGAUAGCGUGUCGGCGCUCAUCAAUGAGGAACUCUACUCCGGUGUCUACAUCGACUUUAUGGGCACAGAUGCGGCCAUUUUCAGAGCGAUGGGCAAGAAGGCGGCCAUGAGGACCGACCAGUAUAACUCCCGCUGGCUUAAUGACCCGGCUUUUGUCCAUGUACAGCUGAUUCCGGAGAGCGCCGAGCGAAAUGAUGACAAAUUGUAUUUCUUCUUCCGGGAAAAGUCUACGGAUGCUCCUCACAGCCCCACCAUCCAUUCCCGCAUUGGGCGCGUCUGCUUGAAUGACGACGGUGGUCACUGCUGUCUGGUGAACAAAUGGAGCACGUUCCUGAAAGCCCGGCUCAUUUGCUCGGUGCCCGGUGCGGACGGAAUAGAGACACAUUUCGAUGAAUUGCAGGACGUCUUCAUCCAGCAGACACAGGACAGUAAGAAUCCGGUCAUCUAUGCCGUCUUUUCGAGUUCUGGCUCCGUGUUUAAGGGAUCGGCGGUGUGUGUGUAUUCCAUGGCCGACAUCCGGAUGGUGUUCAAUGGGCCCUUUGCUCACAAGGAGGGCCCCAACUAUCAGUGGAUACCGUAUACAGGGAAGAUCCCCUACCCCCGCCCUGGCACGUGUCCAGGAGGCACUUUCACACCUUCCAUGAAAUCCACCAAAGACUACCCUGACGAAGUCAUCAACUUCAUGCGGACCCACCCGGUCAUGUACAACCCCGUGUACCCCGUGCACCGGCAGCCGCUGCUUGUGCGAACGAACGUCAACUACAGAUUCACCACCAUCGCGGUGGACCAGGUGGACGCGGCGGACGGGAGAUACGAGGUUCUCUUUUUAGGAACAGAUCUGGGUACAGUGCAGAAGGUGAUUGUCCUGCCGAAGGACGACCUGGAGACGGAAGAGCUGAUCCUGGAAGAGGUGGAAGUGUUUAAGGAACCAAAACCAAUAAGAUCCAUGAAAAUUUCUUCGAAACGGCAACAGCUCUAUGUGUCAUCCGAGUCCGGCGUGACGCACCUGGCCCUCCAUCGCUGCGACGUCUACGGAGAAGCUUGCGCCGAUUGUUGCCUCGCCAGAGACCCGUACUGCGCCUGGGAUGGGAAGACGUGCUCCCGCUAUUCAGCAUCCUCCAAGCGGUACGCAGAGGGACGAAGCCGCCGUCAGGAUGUCAGACAUGGAAACCCCAUAAGGCAGUGCAGAGGGUACAAUUCCAAUGCCAAUAAGAAUGGGAUGGAUUCGGCACAGUAUGGAGUGGAAGGUAGUUCUGCCUUCCUGGAAUGUCAACCACGCUCACCCCAGGCCAUCGUAAAAUGGAUCUUCCAGAAAGACAACUCGGACCGAAAGAAAGAGUUGCGAUCGGAAGGACGCUUCUUGAAGACCGACCAGGGUCUACUCAUCCGCUCCCUCCAGCUCUCCGACACCGGCGUAUACCACUGCACGGCUACCGAGAACAGCUUCAAACACACGGUCAUAAGAGUGCGGCUCCAUGUCCUCAGCAGCGAGGCCGUGACGGCAGCUCUUCUUCACUCGGACAAUCCCUCUGCCCUGGCGUCCCACCCCGCCGGGCCACCGGGCGCUUACGACGAGUUAGUGCAACUUCUCUCCCAGCCAGAGAUGGGACUCAUCAACCAGUACUGCCAGGGAUACUGGCGCCCCUCCGGGUCCGCCCUCAGCGAAGCAAAAGACCUUCAGGAUCAGAAACGAGCGAGGAACCGAAGGAACCACCCACCCACAGAGGAGCUACAGACAUGAGAACCCCCCCUUGGCAAAUUGGGACUUCCUUUCUACCAUUCCCUUACUUCCAAAACACAUCGCAUCUCCUUCAGACUAACCCCUAUUUUAUUUUCACCUGAACCUUUUUUUUGUUUUUAUCAAGGAGAAAAAAAACUAUAAAUAUAUAAAUAUAAAUUUAUAUAUAAAUAUAUAUAUAAGGAAAGAUGGAGAGGUUGCCUUUUCACGGGUCUCUCAGACUUUAUUUAUUGGGAGGCGCGGAAAUGCCCAGUUUUGGAGAAGACGAGGACUGACUUCUCCGGGGGGUAUUUGCUAUUCUUCAAAUUUCUCUCUUGUAUACUGUAUCCCAAGUCCGAGAGCUCAUUACCCCAUCCCCCGAUGGAUUGACCGGCCUGCAGAACAUCUCCGCUUCCAUACUCUGCUGCGCACUGCACCUUUUACUACCCACUUCGGACUGAAUGACCAGCGGUGUGACCGCUGCAGAGCAUCGCCUAUAACUACUGCAUAGCGUGCUGACCACCAUCACCACUGCUCUGCAGGACAUUCCUUAAAAAAAAAAAAAAAAAUUGCUGACAAACAUUCUGUGGUUAGAUCAUGACCCCGCCUGGUGAGUUUUACCACGCCCCUUUUUACGCGGUAGAAAGUUGCGUCUGUUUUUCUGUACAUAAAUUCCCGAACUAGACGGAAUAUCUGACAGCACUGCGAA